Molecule: messenger RNA, 909 nt
Organism: Folsomia candida
Lineage: Eukaryota; Metazoa; Arthropoda; Collembola; Entomobryomorpha; Isotomidae
Product: cytochrome c oxidase subunit 4 isoform 2, mitochondrial
Exons: 4
Coding region: 173-706 (177 amino acids)
Biological process (GO): mitochondrial electron transport, cytochrome c to oxygen
Source: RefSeq, a predicted model, not a curated record
GAGAUCGCUCUGGGAGAGUGAGCGCAGAACAAGUCAGCUGCCUUACACACAUUUCUGAUGUGAAAAAGCAAAAACAGUCGCCAAUAUCCAGUCGCCAUUCACCUGCCUCCCUCCACAGAGAACAGGAACAAUAUUAUUCUCCAAUUUUAAGUCCACACAGGACAUCAGGAGGAUGGCAGGCCCAUUAAUGCAGUUGACCAAGUUCAAACCGAGUUCGGUACUCUUCCAGCAAGUCGCCGCUGUCCACAACCGUUCCAGGAUCGGCAACAGGGAUGUCGUCGGCUACGGUUUGAAUGGAGAAUACACCUACGUAGAUCACAUUGCUUUUCCCAUGCCUGCCAUCAGGUUUAAGGAAAACACUCCUGAAGUCAUGGCCCUGCGCGAGAAGGAAAAAGGGGACUGGAAGAAAAUGUCUGUGGAAGAGAAGAAAGCGCUUUAUCGAGCAAGCUUCUGUCAAACUUACAGUGAAAUGCGAGCACCUAACGGAGAAUGGAAAAGUAUUCUAGGUUGUACAUUAGGUCUGGUGGCAGCAAGCUAUUGGAUGUACAUGUGGGCGAAAGUGUUUGUGUACCCUCCAAUGCCAGACACGAUCACCAAUGAGGAGAAGCGAUCUGCCCAAUUGAAGCGCAUGAUUGAUAUCCGUGUCGACCCUGUGGAUGGUCUUACGUCAAACUGGGACUAUGAGAACAACAGAUGGAAAAAGUAAAUACUGCCAGUCAAAUAGAUUCCUCUAAAUUUUGUUGUACUUCAAGUUCAUGGAUUCUUCAACCAACUUGUAAUUAAAUCAAUCAUCGUGUCAUUAUUAUAACCGUGUUGAUGGCUCACAUCUUAAAUCAUAGCUUCUAUAUAAUUGGAUGAUUUUAAUUUAAUGAAAAGUAAUAAACGUCAUGUAGAAUGGAAAUAGCCAAA